GAGCCAAAAUGGUGCCCAUGGUUCGUUCGAGAAGAACCACUUGGGAGGGAUAACCAGAUAGCCAAUGAAAUAGAACUGUGUUUGGAAAAUAUUAAGGAAAUAUCUUUCACACGCUUGUCUGCUGUUUUGUUUUACAAACGUCUAGCAGCAGCUACAACUAACGGUAGCUAGUAACGCAAGAAACAGGAGAUAGCUAUGCGCCUGUUUUAAACGACCAGUUCGCUAACGUUAGUUACUAAGACAUUUCUAAGUGGACUCUGUCUGACAGCAUAAAGCGAGGAUGGCUCAGUGGGACCGACUGAGGGAUCUGCCUGCUCCUUACCCACAGCAGCUACAUGAGCUCUAUGACAGGGAUGCUCUGCCUAUGGACGUGAGGCACUACCUGUCAGCCUGGAUAGAGAAGCAGGAGUGGCAACUAGCAGCACGGGACCAUGACUUGGCAAUGGUGCUGUUCCAGGUCCUGCUGGAGAAUCUGGAUAUACAGCACAGCCGCUUUGUUCAGGAGGAGUCAUUCUUAAUGCAGCACAACAUUAGACGCUACAAACAGAACUUUCAGAGGUACCUGGAUGACCCGUGUGCCUUGGCAAGCACAAUCCUAUGGUUUUUGGAAAAAGAGAAGGAAAUCCUGCUGAGUGUUGAUCUGACUAAGCAGGUCCAGUGUUUGCAAGUAGCUCAAGAAGCCAUGGAGAUCAGCAGCCAGCAGGACCUUGAACGUAAAAUGGCUGGCCUCCGGAAUGAAGUGCAGUGCAUGGAUCAUACAAUGUUCUGUCUGGAGGAGCAGCAGGACGAGUUUGAUUUUAAAUUCCAAACCUAUAAAAUGGAAGCUGUGGUUGAUGAGGCGGGGAAGAAGGAAAAAGAGAAUGUUUUUCAGUUACUUAUCAACAGACUGGAUGAACGUAGAAAGAGCACCCUGUCAGACCUAGAUAUGAUCCUGGACAGGACUGAUGACCUCAUCGGUAUAUUGGUGAAAAAGGAGCUGGUGGAGUGGCAGAGGAGGCAGCAGAAGGUCUGCAUUGGUGCUCCAGACAAUGUUUGUCUGGAUCAGCUGGAGAAGUGGUUCACCUGCGUGGCAGUGUGUCUGUUCCAGGUGCGGGAGUUUCUUGGUAAGCUGCAGGAGCUGAUGGAAAAAGUGUCCUAUGGAAACGACCCGGUGAAGGCCCAAAGACCCGCAAUGCAGAAGAGAGCCGAUACUCUUCUAAAAGACUUACUCAAGAGUUCCUUUGUGGUGGAGACUCAGCCCUCCAUGCCUCAGGGGAAAGGACCACUGGUGCUCCGCACAAACGUCCAGUUCUCUGUCAAGACCAGGCUUCUUGUUAAGUUCCCUGAGCUGAACCACUCCAUGAAAGUGAACGUGUCCAUGGACAGGGAGGCUCCUCAGAUCAAAGGAUAUCGGCGUUUUAAUGUCCUCGGCACCAAAACCAAGUCCUUGAACAUGGCAGAGAGCCAGAGUGGAGGCAUGGUAGCAGACUUCAGACAUCUUACUCUGAAGGAGCAGAAGUCUGGAGGUGGCGGCAAAGGAGUCAGUGAUAUUUCUCUCAGUGUCACAGAGGAGCUGCACAUCAUCUACUUUGACACUGCAUUUGAGAUGAAAGGCUUGUCAGUUGAGAUGCAGGCCUCCUCAAUCCCGGUGGUCAUCAUCUCCAACUCCAGCCAGCAGCAGAGCGCCUGGGCGUCCGUACUCUGGUUCAACCUGCUCAGUGUGGACACAAAGGAUAUCGUGUUCUUUGCCAACUCUCCUGCAGCCACUUGGCCGCAGUUUGGAGAGAUGUUGAGUUGGCAGUUUCUCUCUGCCACUAAACGUGGUCUGAAUGAGGAUCAGCUGGAGAUGAUUGCACACAGACUCUUUGGAAAGCAGAAGAAUUAUGACACCUGCAAAGUACCUUGGUCAAAAUUCACCAAGGAAAAUACUCCUGACACAUUCUGGGUGUGGUUUGAUGGCAUCUUGGUGAUGGUGAAAACAUACCUUGAAGACAUGUGGAGGGAUGGCCUCAUCAUGGGUUUUGUGAGCAAAGGCAAAGAGAAGUCCCUCCUGAAGAAGAAACAGAGAGGCACCUUCUUGUUGCGCUUCAGUGAAAGUGUCAUUGGGGGAAUCACCUUCUCCUGGGUGGAAAUCACCAUAACUGGUGAGCCUGAUGUGAAGACGGUCCAGCCCUUCACCAAGGUGGAUCUCUGCCAGAUUCCCUUCCAAGAAAUCGUCAGGAAUUACCAGAUCUUUGAAGCUGAGAAUAUCCCAGAGUGUCCUCUUCUCUACCUGUAUCCCAACACCCCGAAAGACGAGGCUUUUGGAAAAUACUACGCUGAGAAGACUGGAAGUGACAGUCUUUACAUAAAGUACAUCAAAACCAAGCUGGUGUUUGUUUCAAAGGAGAAAACACUGGAGGCUAGGUCACCCAUGUCCUCUGACAUGGGACAGGGUGAAGGCUCGGAGCCGAUGAAUGCCCUGUGUGGAGAGACAGCGGAACAAGACGGGAGUCCUCAUUCACUGCAGUCACCUCUGGAAACGUAUCACCCCGAUCCCAUGCUGUCUGACUCGGUCGCAGGCACAGACGAUGAGUUACUGAUGUAUCUCAACAACCCCAACAUCUUUGCUGAUUCUGACAUCUUGCAAGAUGAGCCAUUGCUGCCUGAUUUUGGUCUUUCAGGAUUUAAUUGCCUGCACCCACAAACCUGUGGAAGCAUUUUCCAAUAAGCCUCCGUUUUGUAUAUUUAGCCAAACCACUAUGUCAUUCAUCAUCAGCUUUACUUUUAUCUACUUACAUUACAACACCCAUGUCAUAAAACAUGUUGCAUAUGUAGCAAAUCUGUGAACAUCAUAGUUGGCAAUUUUAAUCUGAAAUACUUGACAGCCCCUCCAUUAAUUCAGAUUUCUGCUUUUUCAAUCUGGAUCUGAAUGAAGCUGUGCACCUUGAAAUCAUUAGAAGAUAUUUAUAAUUCCCUUUUAUCAUGUUGUAUUAUUGUUAAUGAUUCAAUGAGACUAUUUGAAGACACGAAAGCGAGAUAAUUGAAUUAGCUCGACUAAUAUCCACUCCGGUAGUGUCCCCAGGCUCCUGUAUUAGACAUCUCAAAUAUCAUGCAGCUGUUACUUUAAGAUAAGACUUCUAAGGAAGGAUGUAGAACUGACCAUGUAAGCAGAGUAUGUUGCGCAGACUACAUAUAAUUUAUUGUUUUAAUUUGUUGUGAGUUCCUUUGAGUUCACUCUAUUGUUGCCUGCAGCUUGUGAUACAUUGUUCUUCUGACACAUGGCACUUAUAUGCUUUUAUAUCAACCUGCUCAUUUAAAUCAAAAUCAAAUUGUAUCACCAAUAAAAAGGGAAAUAAUUUGAUUGUGUGUUUCGUUCAUUAAAUGAAAUGUAAAUUAAUGAGAAAUGUUUUUUUGAUACAAUGUUCACUGUGUCUUGUAAUGCAGAUUGAAUUCAUAGACUGUCAGACUGCAACACCAAAUCUUAUUAAACUUGUAUAU
Messenger RNA from Anarrhichthys ocellatus (wolf-eel), 3459 nucleotides. RefSeq names its product signal transducer and activator of transcription 2 (gene stat2). Gene Ontology annotation, molecular function: DNA-binding transcription factor activity; DNA binding. Lineage: Eukaryota; Metazoa; Chordata; Actinopteri; Perciformes; Anarhichadidae. The coding region runs from base 281 to 2689 and encodes 802 amino acids. The record is from RefSeq and is a predicted model, not a curated record. Gene Ontology annotation, biological process: signal transduction; regulation of DNA-templated transcription. The transcript has 24 exons.